Messenger RNA from Adineta ricciae, 4314 nucleotides. The record is from the annotation of a GenBank genome assembly. NCBI's taxonomy places the organism in Eukaryota, Metazoa, Rotifera, Eurotatoria, Adinetida, Adinetidae.
AUGGCCAAUGUUUUCCGUCAGUUUUUACUCGAUGCCGAAAAUGGUGAUGUCGAUGCAGUCAAUCGAAAUAUCACAAGUGGAAUUGAUUUAGAAACGCGUGAUGAAGAUCAACAAACCGCACUUAUUCUAGCUGUACGUUGUAAUCAUUUGGAGUGUGUCAAAGUACUUAUCGAAGCGAACGCUGAUGUCAAUGCAGAGGAUGUAGAUAAUUGGACAGCCCUAUUAAAUGCAGCUCAGAAUGGAAAUCUAAGUAUUAUUCGACUGCUCAUCGAACAUGAUGCACAGAUUGACCAUUGUGAUUGUGGACAAUUCACCCCGUUAAUGUGGGCAGCUUAUCAAGGACAUGCAAGAGUAGUAGAUUAUUUAUUGAGUUGCGGUGCUAAUGUUGACGCAGUUGACGAACACGGAAUUUCCAGUUUAAGUUGGGCAGCGGGACGAAAUCAUAUUGAAAUUGUUGCAUCACUACUUCGAGCUGGCGCCUCACCUAGUUUAUGCGAUAAGAAUAACACAACACCAUUGAUUUGGGCUAGUCGACGGGGUUAUACGGAUAUUGUUGAUCUGUUGUUGAAAUCGAAUGCUAGUGUAAAUAAUAUCGGAAUGAAAAAUAUGACGGCAUUACUCAUGGCGACGAAAGGCGGACAUACAGAAACAGCUCUUCGUUUACUCGAAAAUCGAGUUAUUGAUAUUAAAAUUCAAGAUAAAGAUGGACAAACACCAUUGAGUCAUGCAUGCGCACAAGGUCUGACAGACGUUGUUGCUGAACUUGUUCGACGUCAUGCUUAUGUUAAUACAGUCGAUAAGAAUGGCGAUCCUGUUCUUUUCUAUGCUGUCAGAGGUGGAAAAGAAGAUUGUGUUGCAAUAAUUCUAGAGAACCAUGCUGAUGUCAAUGCGAUUGGUGCUGAAAAUAAAACAGCCAUUUGGUGGGCAGUUGAACGAGGUCGAUUAGAUGUUGUGAAAUAUCUUCUUCAAUUUAACCCUGAUGUCGAAGUGGGAGGUGGUGAAGACGAUGACACACCACUUUUACUAGCAACAAAACGCAAACGUGUAGCAAUAGUCUAUGAAUUAAUCAAAUAUGGUGCUAAAUUAUCUUCUACUGAUCGAUACGGAGACAAUAGUUUGCAUAUUGCAUUACGUAAUCGUAGUCGUGAUAUCGCAGAUAUUUUACUUUCGAAUCCACGUCAUUCGAAAUAUCUCUAUCGACCUAAUAAACGUGGUGAAACUCCGUAUAAAAUUGAUGCUAGCUUACAAAAGAGUAUUUUAACGACGAUCUUUGGACAACGAACAUUAAAUUUGAAUGAUGACUCGAUUCUGGGAUAUGAUUUGUAUUCAUCAGCAUUAGCAGAAAUUCUAAGCGAACCAUCGCUUCGAACUCCCAUCACUGUGGGUCUCUAUGCUAAAUGGGGCAGUGGAAAAUCAGCAUUACUAACACAUUUAAAAGAGGAGAUGUACAGUUUCGCGCAAUUAACAGAUUUUCCCACAAUGAAAUUUUCUCCAUUACUUCUAUCAGUCAUGAUACUAUGUGCAAUGAUUAUUGGUCUGAUUAUUGGUUUUACUGUUCAUUUCAUUGUCGGCAUAACACUUGGUGUAGCGACAAUGAUUAGCAUUUUGGCAUUUCUUUUUCUUAUUCGAUAUCUUCUCCGUCAUAAAGACUACAUUUGGACUGCGAAUGUGGCACAGUUUAUUAAAAAGCGUCUGGAAAUCUUACGAUUUUUGCUACAAGUACUUUUUAUGAAUCCAUACGCUCAUCGGCGCUUAAAAAAAAAUGACACGAUUGAUUGUCAAAAGAUGAAAUUUAUUUAUACCGAAUACGGUAAAGUUUCAACAGUUGAAGGUGAUAAAGCAAGUGCUGGAAUGAUUGCUGAAUUAGCUAUCAAUGUCGAAGAAACGUAUGGCGUUGUAGCAACACGUCUUUGUCGAGCGCUUCAUUCAAAAGAUUUAAGUCGCCAUCGAUUCCGGCAUAUUUGCUGUAUUCCAGCAUUUAUUUUUGUUUCUAUUCAAAUUUCACUCGUUGUAGCCCUGAGCAUUUUGGCUGUAAUCAAUGGAAUACCGGCAAAUAGACGUUCGGUGAAUGUCGCUUAUAUUUCCUUGACAAGUGUCCUUGGUGGUUCGAUAUUGCUGAGUUUUGCAACAUGGGCACGAUUGUUAUUGGCAUUGAUGAAAUCGCCCAAAUCGAAGAUCAUGAAAUUUUCGGACAAUUCAACACGUUUGAACGAUAACUCGAUUUAUCGACUGAAGAAAGAAGUCAGUCAACUAUCGUACAUUAUCAAAUCUGUCGAAGCUUUUCUUGGAAUUAACACUCGUUUGGUAGUACUUAUCGAUGGUUUAGAUGUUUGUGAACAGCAACGUAUUCUUCAAAUACUUGAUCAAGUACAUGUGCUGCUAACAAAAGAAAAUGAUCCAUUCAUAACGCUGAUUGUUUGCGAUCCACACAAAAUGAUGCAAGAUCUAUCUACAAAUGCUGCAGCGACAGCAACGAUCGCGCAGAAUCAGGGUUUCGAUACGAAUGUCAAUGGUCAUGAUUAUCUACGAUCAAUUAUUCAAUUACCAAUUUAUCUACAAUUAAAUCUAAGUAAAACAAAACAAAUGAAGAAGAACGCCGAUGGAUUUCCCAAGAAAAGACAAAAUACACUGAACUAUGGUGCAUCAAUUCUCGAUGUUAGCAGCAAAUCAGCCGCUACGACCACAGCAGCAACAGCAAAUAAAUUACCAAAGAAUAAGCGUCGUCGCCAGCGACGAGAUACAUUACCAAACAAUAAACCUGUAACAACAUCGGAGUUAACGAAUCAAUUGCUACAAUCCGAUUACUUUCUUGAUAUUAAUCCACGCAUUCUCCAACGAUUGAUCAAUAUCAUCGGCAUGACUGGUCGAUUACUACGUGCUAAUCAAAUCCUAUUCAGUUGGAAACGGCUUGGAUGUUGGUCAUAUUUAGUUGAACAGUGGCCGUAUCGCAUUACGUGGAUCAUCGUAUUUUACGAAGAUCAUGAACAGGAAUAUCCAGAUGAUACCAUAUUGAAAACGCUCUACGAUAAAAUCAAGCUAUUUGUACCGACGGCAAAUGAUCCUCUUCUGGAACUCGAUCGUAACGGGCGUAAAUUCGAAUUAUGUCUAGAACGUGGUGAGCCUGUUUUGAAUGUCACUGACUUAAAGCAAUUUCUUCCAUGUACAUGUAAUCUGGAUCCAUAUUUAAACAAACUUAUCCGAGAUUCUGCUGCUUAUUUUUAUAUGAAUAAUUCCGAUGAGAACGGUUUUAUCAAUGGUGAUCCGUCACGGUUUUUCCUUCGGCGUGACUCCACUUUUUCUGGACGCAGUGGAUUCUUUCCACAAGGAGCUAUGUCACGACGUAAAAGUCAGUUACAUCCAAGAUUCAACAAUAAUGGACCUGAAUUUCUAGCAAAUCAACAUCGUCCAUCGAUCGAUUUUCUCUCUCAACGUUUAUUUUCUCAAGUGUCAAUGAAGAAAAAUGUUGAUGACGAAGAAGAAAGUCAUGUUCGAACAUCUUCCAUGUCAUCAACAUCAGCGCCUGUAGUUGCACCCCCACCCUUGAUCAAUUCCAAAAUUAUUAGAAACACUGAAACUUCAGCAAAUGUCAAAAUCGAUCUAUCCCCACCAUUGAGUCAAAUGUCUGUUAAUGACGUGUGCGAUUGUUUAAAAAAUGACAUUGUUGGCUUGAAAACAACAAUGAUAUCGGCCUACAUUCACGAUUUCAACGAAUACAAUAUCAGUGGACGAGUACUAGUCACAUGUGUGCUUGAUGAAUUGAAACCAGUUCUUUCUAUGACAUUUGGUGAUUGGGUUUUGUUCAGUAAUUGGGUUGAAACUAAACGAGAAGAAGAACGACGAUCUCGAUUUCAACGUCCACCGCAAUCAACAUCCAACGUCAAUCAGAAUAAUCGUGCUACCGACGUACUGAAUGAUUAUCAAUUCUAUACUGAAAAUAGUGUGCUCGGUGCCGCACUCAACCGUCUGAUGUCAUCAACUACAGCCAACAAUUCGAUGGACGAUGCACGUCCGACCGGCAGCGAAGGUGUAUCAAUCGUUUCAGCACCAAAAAAUGUGAAAUUCCUCAUCCCGCUCGGUCGAUCUGGUAUCACAUCGAAUGAAAGUACCUUCGGAGUCGUUGAGUCAACAACGCGAACGAUUACUCAUGUGAAAGACAUAUUUCCUUUGCAAUCUCAGACAUCAAAUGCUGCCGAUGAACCUUUCCAACUUGCGACGCUUUCCUCAUCAACUUUUGAAUCGGGCCGUCGUCAAGAUGAAAACGAUUUGAAUAAGAAUGAUAAUGAGCAACAAUCGUUACUCCCCAAUGACAAUUGA